Molecule: messenger RNA, 519 nt
Organism: Saimiri boliviensis boliviensis (Bolivian squirrel monkey)
Lineage: Eukaryota; Metazoa; Chordata; Mammalia; Primates; Cebidae
Product: peptidyl-prolyl cis-trans isomerase A-like
Biological process (GO): protein folding; protein peptidyl-prolyl isomerization
Cellular component (GO): cytoplasm
Molecular function (GO): peptidyl-prolyl cis-trans isomerase activity; cyclosporin A binding
Source: RefSeq, a predicted model, not a curated record
GCCUGGAGCCUUGUAUUAUCAGCCAUGGUCAACCCCACCAUGUUCUUUGACAUUGCCAUCGACAGCAAGCCCUUGGGCCGCGUCUCCUUCAAGCUGUUUGCAGACGAGGUUCCAAAGACAGCAAAAAACUUUUGUGCUCUGAGCACUGAAGAGAAAGGACUUGGUUAUAAGGGUUCCUGCUUUCUCAGAAUCAUUCCAGGGUUUAUGUGUCAGGGUGACAACUUCACAUACCAUAAUGGCACUGGUGGCAAGUCCAUCUACAGGGAGAAAUUUGAUGAUGAGAACUUCAUCCUAAAGCAUACAGGUCCCGGCAUCUUGUCCAUGGCAAAUGCUGGACCCAACACAAACAGUUCCCAGUUUUUCAUCUGCACUGUCAAGAUUGAGUGGUUGGAUGGCAAGCAUGUGGUCUUUGGCAAGGUGAAAGAAGGCAUGAAUAUUGUGGAGGUCAUGGUGCACUUUGUGUCCAGGUAUGGCAAGACCAGCAAGAAGAUCACCAUUGCUGACUAUGGACAACUUUAA